GGGAGAAAAAUAGUUCCAAAUUGCUUAAAAUUGAAUAAUUGGGAUAAAAAUGUAUAAAAUUAAGCUCUUUCUUUUUAUAGUUCCUCUAGUUAUUUCUUCCAGAAUUGAUCAAGACAAUUCAUCAUUUGAUUCUAUAUCUUCAGAACCCAAAUCAAGAUUUGCUAUGCUAGAUGAUGUAAAAAUUUUAGCGAAUGGCCUCCUUCAGUUGGGACAUGGUCUUAAAGAUUUUGUCCAUAAGACUAAGGGCCAAAUUAAUGACAUAUUUCAAAAACUAAACAUAUUUGAUCAAUCUUUUUAUGAUCUAUCACUGCAAACUAAUGAAAUCAAAGAAGAAGAAAAGGAAUUAAGAAGAACUACAUCCAAAUUACAAGUGAAAAAUGAAGAGGUAAAAAAUAUGUCACUUGAACUCAACUCAAAACUUGAAAGCCUCCUAGAAGAAAAAAUUCUACUACAGCACAAAGUGAGAUAUUUGGAGGAACAAUUAACUAAUUUAAUUCAAAAUCAACCUGAAAUUCAGGAACAUCCAGAAGUAACUUCACUUAAGACUUUUGUAGAACAGCAAGAUAAUAGCAUCAAAGACCUUCUCCAGACUGUGGAAGAGCAAUAUAAACAAUUAAACCAACAGCACAGUCAAAUAAAAGAAAUAGAAAAUCAGCUCAGAAGGACUGGAAUUCAAGAACCCACAGAAAAUUCACUUUCUUCCAAAUCAAGAGCACCAAGAACUACUCCCCCUCUGCAGCUGAAUGAAACAAAAAAUACAGAACAAGAUGGCAUUCCUGCUGAUUGUUCUGCCAUUUAUAAAAGAGGUGAACGUACAAGUGGCAUAUAUACCAUUAAACCAAGCAACUCACAAGCUUUUGACGUCUACUGUGAAGUUAAAUCAGGUAAUCCAUGGACCUUAAUUCAACACCGAAUAGAUGGAUCACAAAACUUCAAUGAAACAUGGGAGAACUACAGAAAUGGUUUUGGGAGACUUGAUGGAGAAUUUUGGUUGGGCCUAGAGAAAAUAUAUUCCAUAGUGAAAACAUCUAAUUACAUUUUACAAUUUGAGCUAGAAGACUGGAAAGACAACAAGCAUUAUAUUGAGUAUUCUUUUCACUUGGGAAAUCAUGAAACCAACUACACACUACAUCUAGUUGAGAUUGCUGGAAAUGUCCCCAAGUCACUCCCAGAACACAGGGAUUUGACGUUUUCUACGUGGGAUCACAAAGCAAAAGGACACUCCAACUGUCCAGAAAUGUAUUCAGGAGGCUGGUGGUGGCAUGAUGUAUGUGGAGAAAACAACCUAAAUGGAAAAUAUAAUAAACCAAGAGCAAAAUCUAAGCCAGAGAAGAGAAGAGGAAUAUGCUGGAGGUCUCAAAAUGGAAGGUUAUACUCUAUUAAAUCAACCAAAAUGUUAAUCCAUCCAGUAGAUUCAGAAAGCUUUGAAUGAACUGAAGCAAAUCAAAAAGCCAAUAAAUUAAACAUUAAACUCAUCCCAAGUUACUGUGGUUUAAUAAUCUGGUAUUAAAUUCUUAAUGGAAGCCUUGAGAAAAUUUUCAUUUUAAAGUCACUAUCAAUUUAAAUUAAACAUCAUCACAUCACUCAAAGAAUAACACUUUUCUCAACCAAAAUUCUUAUGAUACUGUUUGUUCAUAUAUUUUGUGAUGUGGGAAUAAAACUUAGAUGGUCAAAUCUAAAUCAUAAAUAAUGGAUGAAUUUUUAAAUAGCAUUUUUAAAU
Molecule: messenger RNA, 1720 nt
Organism: Marmota flaviventris (yellow-bellied marmot)
Lineage: Eukaryota; Metazoa; Chordata; Mammalia; Rodentia; Sciuridae
Gene: Angptl3
Product: angiopoietin like 3
Biological process (GO): fibrinolysis; blood coagulation; positive regulation of heterotypic cell-cell adhesion
Cellular component (GO): fibrinogen complex
Molecular function (GO): protein-macromolecule adaptor activity; extracellular matrix structural constituent
Source: RefSeq, a predicted model, not a curated record